AUGGCUGGUCAAAUAAAACAUCCGCAGGCAGUUGUAUUUGUUAUGACUGUUGUAGCUUACAUCCAAAUUAGUAUUAAUGGCGUCAAUGGAGAUCCCCGAGUACCAUGUUUUUUCAUAUUUGGCGACUCUCUUGCUGAUAGCGGAAACAACAACCAGCUUGAUACAUUAGCCAAAGUGAAUUACAAGCCAUAUGGGAUUGACUUCCCACGUGGUACUCCAACCGGAAGGUUUACUAAUGGUCGAACAACAGCUGACAUACUUGGUCAACUUCUGGGCUUUUCUGACUUCAUUCCACCAUUUGCCACUGCUAGGGGGGAUGUCAUACUCAGAGGUGUCAACUAUGCAUCUGGGGCGGCUGGAAUUCGUGACGAAUCUGGGCAACAAUUGGGUGAGCGUAUCAGCAUGGAUGGACAGUUGAAGAAUCACGAAGUUACAGUGUCGCAAAUGAUAGAGAUGUUAGGAAAUAGAGACUCAGCACAAAAGUACCUGACUAAGUGCUUAUAUUACGUUGGAAUGGGCAGUAACGAUUACCUUAACAACUACUUCGUGCCUCGCUUUUACCCAACAAGCAAUCUAUAUACACCUGACCAAUACGCUCAAGUUCUCAUCGAACAAUAUCGUGAUCAAAUAAUGAGGCUAUACAAUUAUGGUGCAAGGAAGGUUGUGUUGACAGGAUUGGGACCAAUUGGGUGCACUCCAUAUGCAAUUUCCUCAUUCAGCACAAAUGGGUUUGCGUGCGUUGACAAAAUCAAUGAUGCGAUCCAACUUUUUAACAAGAAGCUUAUAGCACUUGUUGAUCAACUGAAUAAGAGUUUCACUGACGCCAAAUUUAUUUAUGUGAACCCUUUCGGAAUAUUGGGGACGUUGGAUGAUCUAAUUACAUCUCUUGGAUUAAGUGUUGUGAAUGUUGGGUGCUGCCCAGUGAAUGAUAUUGGGCAAUGUAUUCCUUUGGGAACUCCAUGCUUGAACAGAGCCUUGCAUGUGUAUUGGGAUGCCAUUCACCCAACUGAGACUGUUAAUACAUACAGUGCUACCAGAUUGUAUGCAACUUUGCUAUCU
Messenger RNA from Morus notabilis, 1059 nucleotides. RefSeq names its product GDSL esterase/lipase At1g29660. Gene Ontology annotation, molecular function: hydrolase activity, acting on ester bonds. The transcript is spliced from 5 exons. The annotation marks the transcript as partial. The record is from RefSeq and is a predicted model, not a curated record. Lineage: Eukaryota; Viridiplantae; Streptophyta; Magnoliopsida; Rosales; Moraceae.